CUGUGCGGUUUGCCCAGGCGUUGUUGUCGUAUCGUGGAGGAUGAGGUGCGUGUCUCACUGAAGAGGCGCCACCGCACAACACAGCACCGCACAGGAUCUGUGGAGACGAUCAGCUAAUGAGCAAAGCAGACACGCAGCUCCUCUCACACAGAGCCACGCAGCGUGUCUGGGCCGGAGAGACCAUGAAGAGUCGCAGCAGACCGAGGAGGAAAGACUCACCUGCAGACGCCUGAGUGAAGCAGCAGGAUGGCGGGGGGCCGGAGGGGACUUGUGGCCCCUCAGAAUACUUUUUUGGAGAAUAUUGUGAGGCGUUCAAACGUUUGGACACUUUCACAUAGACAGACAGAUACCAACUUUGUCCUGGGAAAUGCUCAGAUUGUGGACUGGCCCAUCGUCUACAGCAAUGAUGGUUUCUGCAAGUUGUCGGGUUAUCACAGAGCUGAAGUGAUGCAGAAAAGCAGCACCUGCAGUUUCAUGUAUGGGGAGCUCACAGACAAGGACAUGACGGAAAAAGUGCGGCUUACCUUCGAGAAUUAUGAGAUGAAUUCGUUUGAAAUCCUUAUGUACAAGAAGAACAGGACGCCGGUUUGGUUUUUUGUGAAGAUUGCUCCUAUACGAAAUGAACAAGAGAAAGUGGUCCUGUUUCUCUGCACAUUUAGUGACAUCACGGCCUUUAAACAGCCCAUUGAAGACGAUUCCUCCAAAGGUUGGGGAAAGUUUGCACGGCUGACUCGAGCUCUAACAAGCAGCAGAGGAGUCUUACAACAGCUGCAGCCCACAGUGCACAAAGGAGAGAACGUCCACAAGCACUCCCGCUUGGCUGAGGUACUGCAGCUGGGCUCAGAUAUCCUACCUCAGUACAAGCAAGAGACCCCCAAAACCCCUCCUCACAUCAUCCUCCACUACUGCCUCUUCAAGACCACAUGGGACUGGGUCAUCCUCAUCCUCACCUUCUACACAGCCAUCAUGGUUCCCUACAACGUCUCCUUCAAGACCAAGCAGAACAACGUGACGUGGCUGGUGGUGGACAGCAUCGUGGAUGUCAUAUUUUUGGUGGAUAUAGUUUUAAACUUCCAUACCACAUUUGUGGGACCUGCCGGUGAAGUCAUCUCAGAUCCUAAACUGAUUCGGAUGAACUACCUGAAGACGUGGUUUGUGAUUGACCUGCUGUCCUGCCUGCCAUAUGAUGUCAUCAAUGCCUUCGAGAACGUUGAUGAGCUUUUAUUUCUUCUUUUUCAUCCCUCCAUUCUGUUUGCAUGGCCCACCCAUCCCCCCACCUUCCUCUUCUGCCUGUAUUCAUGCAUGGGACGUGAUGGGAAGAAUUGGAACCACCGAGCUGUCACUCAAGGGAUCAGCAGUCUGUUCAGUUCACUGAAGGUGGUCCGGCUUCUUCGUCUGGGUCGGGUUGCUCGUAAACUGGAUCACUACAUAGAGUAUGGAGCAGCUGUUCUGGUCCUGCUGGUGUGUGUUUUUGGACUGGCCGCUCACUGGCUAGCCUGCAUAUGGUACAGCAUUGGUGAUUAUGAGGUCAUCGAUGAAGAAACCAACAUUGUUCGUGUGGAUAGCUGGCUCUACAUACUGGCAGAGACGGUGGGCACGCCGUACCGCUUCAACGCCAGUGGCUCAGGGAAAUGGGAGGGCGGGCCGAACAAGCACUCAGUCUACAUCACUUCCUUGUACUUCACCAUGACCAGCCUGACAAGUAUUGGCUUUGGUAACAUCGCCCCAACGACAGAUGGAGAGAAAAUCUUUGCUGUGGCCAUGAUGAUGAUUGGAUCCCUCCUUUACGCCACCAUCUUUGGUAAUGUGACAACAAUCUUCCAGCAGAUGUACGCCAACACAAACCGUUACCAUGAGAUGCUGAACAGUGUCCGGGACUUUCUGAAGCUCUAUCAGGUUCCCAAAGGCUUGAGUGAACGAGUGAUGGACUACAUUGCCUCCACCUGGUCCAUGUCACGGGGUAUAGAUACUGAAAAGGUGCUGCAGAUUUGUCCAAAAGACAUGAGAGCAGACAUUUGUGUCCAUCUCAACCGGAAAGUUUUUAAAGAGCACCCUGCUUUCCGUCUGGCCAGCGAUGGGUGCCUCAGAGCCCUAGCCAUGGAGUUUCAGACCAUUCACUGUGCCCCCGGUGAUCUGAUUUACCACGCGGGGGAAAGCGUGGACAGUCUCUGUUUCGUGGUGUCGGGGUCACUGGAGGUUAUUCAGGACGACGAGGUGGUGGCAAUUUUAGGCAAAGGGGAUGUAUUUGGUGAUGUCUUCUGGAAAGAGGUGACAUUGGCUCAAGCUUGCGCCAAUGUCCGAGCUCUGACCUACUGUGAUCUCCACGUCAUUAAACGUGACGCUCUACAGAAGGUGCUGGAAUUCUACACAGCUUUUUCAAACCACUUCUCAAGGAAUCUGCUGCUCACCUACAACCUACGAAAAAGAAUUGUCUUCCGAAAGAUCAGCGAUGUGAAACGAGAGGAGGAGGAGCGACAGAGACGUAAAAAUGAAGCCCCUCUCAACUUGCCUCCGGAUCACCCGGUACGGAAACUCUUCCAGCGCUUUCGACAGCAGAAAGAGGCUCGCUUGGGGAGUGAUAAACCAGAGCUUGAUGAGCAAGACAUUGAAAAAGGCCCCAUGUAUGUGGACGUCCCCAUGGCUAACACAGCAAUUACGACCACCAGCAUCAUAACUGUAACUGAGAGCCCUGCAACACCCUCAUCUUCCACACCGUCAGCUUCAACACCCCCCAGCACCACUCUGUCAGAGAAGUCCAAGCUAAAGGUGCCAAUAUCUUUGGUAGGAGGCCGUGCUGCUGAACCACUUAAAGCCAAAGGCUGGGGCCGCUUCAAGGAGUCUAUGGCCAAAGCUGAUAACUGGAAUCAAGUGUCUAAAGCAGAAUCCAUGGAGACUUUACCUGAACGGACCAAGGGGCUUGAACCACCAACGUCUUUGAAGAAGACAGACUCAUGUGACAGCGGGAUCACCAAAAGUGACCUGCGUCUGGACAAAGUGGGUGACUGCCGUUUGACGCCCCAGGACCGUAGUCCAGUCCAGCCUCCGGAGACGAGGCAUCCCUUCUACCCUAUCCCUGAGCAAACUCUUCAGGCCUCCCUUCAGGAUCUCAAGCUGGAGCUGAAGGACGACCUAAAGAACCUGGGUGUCCGUGUGUCCAGCCUUGAAGCGCAACUCACAGAAGCACUUAACCUCCUCAAAGCGAGGAAAUCCAGUACUGGCUCACCGCAGCCUCUUUUUGACAUUUCUAGACCUGCUUCACCAGAACUGGACAAAGAGGACAUCUUCUCUUGAAGGGUGGAGGAAUCAUCAUGAACAGUUAACUCUAACUCAGCUGGAAUCCGGUAAUGUCAACAUUACUUGGCUACCUGAAGCUGCACCAUUUAUUAAAGGUGACAGUGUUGUCUUUGGGGCAGCAGCCCUUAUCAUAGGGAUGUAGCUGUUGGUAAGCAAUGAACAGAGGUCAUAGGCAAGCUCUUGGUGUGUGAGGUUACAUAACAACGUACAAUGCAAGGUUUGUACAUAGGUUUGAAUUCUGUUUCCAUUGCAUUUCGAUUGAAAAUAGCUUGAGCGGUUUGUCUGUAGUCUAAAAUCUACUGACCAGGUGCGAUUUUAGGAGUCUGAGCAGAAGAGCCUCGUUGCAACUCUACUGCAAGGCUCUAAUAGAAACAGCAUGAACCACUGGUUUGUUAUUGAAUCAUUUCUAUUGGAUUCUUUGCAUGCCAUAUAAAGUAGUCGUGUCCCUCACACUGCAGAUGGUGUGUAUGUGAUUACAGCGGCCAGGCAGCGAGUCAUUAUUUCACAGUGACAGUGAGAAAGGACGGUCUUUGCAGAUGUUGAAACAUUUGCAGAGUAAUUUCCACAAGCAAUUGAUGAACUCUUGUACCAACUGUCUGUACCAUUAUGAAUUAUACAACAAAUCACUCUGACAGAUGAGCAUGACGACAAAUGUAACUCGAUUGGCAGCAGUUAGGAAGACAUGCAUCUCUCCUGAUAUCUAGUAUUAGUUAUUGCCAUGAAUUUACACCACAUUACAAACGCAUACAUGAUACCCUGUAUGAGAAGCAAGCAUUUUUCUCUGCAGUAAACACAGGUAAGAAUGACCUCUGCAUAAUAUUUCUCAAAUGAAGUGUAUUCAUGUAAAAUAAAACAAAUUAAAGAGCAGGUUUGAUCAAA
This is a messenger RNA of Notolabrus celidotus (New Zealand spotty), 4173 nucleotides long. RefSeq names its product potassium voltage-gated channel, subfamily H (eag-related), member 1a (gene kcnh1a). Lineage: Eukaryota; Metazoa; Chordata; Actinopteri; Labriformes; Labridae. Gene Ontology annotation, cellular component: membrane. The record is from RefSeq and is a predicted model, not a curated record. The transcript is spliced from 14 exons. Gene Ontology annotation, molecular function: delayed rectifier potassium channel activity. Gene Ontology annotation, biological process: regulation of membrane potential; potassium ion transmembrane transport. The coding region runs from base 247 to 3291 and encodes 1014 amino acids.